CCGCGGGCAGGUGAUCCUGACCGUGAAUCAAGACCACCGGCAACUCUGUACAGAAGUUUCUUCAGUCUCCACACUGUGAACUAACCGAAAAUAUUCCAAGGGUUUGAACUUGAAUCCUAUCUCAUCAUCAUCAUCAUCAUCAUUUCAAUUUCCUCCUUCCCACAACAAAUUCUCUGUUCAGCAUCCGCGCGGAAGUGCAAAAUCCAAUGGACAGGCUCAAUUUAGCCCUAACAUCUCCUCCCAAGUUUGUUCUACUCGGCUAUUCUUCCACUUCUACUAUCUCCACUGCCACUCGAACCAAUCAAUUAUGCGGAAGCAGGCGCCUCGCGAGGUCCAGGAUCAAGUCUCCACCUCCUUUUCCAAGGAUUUGUGCUUCUGCCGUUAAUCGUCGACCCAACCACCGUAUCGUCGUGGCUGAACGGUUCGCAAGUGUUUCUUCUUCGACAACUAGCAAUCAAUCAUCUUCCGUUGGUGUUCCAUCAGUAUCAGUUCCUCCCCCCUCAUCUUAUGUAGGGUCGCCUCUCUUUUGGGUUGGUGUUGGUGUUGGCCUUUCGGCAUUGUUUUCAUGGGUGGCUUCUUACUUAAAGAAAUAUGCAAUGCAACAAGCUUUCAAGACAAUGAUGUCUCAAAUGAAUUCUCAAAACAGCCCGAUUAGUAAUCCUCCACAAUCUUCUGGACCAUCUUUUCCAAUACCUUUGACAUUUGGGACUGGCACGACCGCACCUCCAUCUGUUUCUGAACCCAAUGCUUCAAUUGAUGUAACUGCAACAAAAGUUGAAGAUGAACCAGUUAGUAAUGUUACAAAUGGGGCAGAGAUCAAGGAAUCAAAGAAGUUUGCUUUUGUAGAUAUCUCUCCUGAUGAAACUAACCAAAAGAGUCCCUUCGAAAGCAACGAAGAUGUCACAGACACAAGUUUUUCAAAGAGUGCUCAGCUUACUGAGGAACUUCCACAGAAUGGAGCUGCUUCUAAGCAGGCUUUUACCGGUUCAGAGGGACCCCAGUUCAACCAAAAACCUGGCUCAGUCUUAUCAGUGGAAGCUGUGGAGAAAAUGAUGGAAGAUCCGACAGUGCAGAAGAUGAUAUAUCCCCAUUUGCCUGAAGAGAUGAGAAAUCCAGAAACAUUCAAGUGGAUGAUGCAAAAUCCACAAUAUCGUCAGCAAUUAGAAGAAAUGCUUAACAAUAUGAGUGGAAGCCCUCAAUGGGAUGGCCGCCUCAUGGACUCCUUGAAAAACUUUGAUCUUAGCAGCCCUGAAGUUAAGCAACAAUUUGAUCAAAUUGGGCUUACACCUGAAGAAGUUAUUUCAAAAAUUAUGGCCAAUCCAGAAAUCGCAAUGGCAUUUCAAAAUCCGAGAGUUCAAGCAGCCAUUAUGGAUUGUUCACAAAAUCCAUUGAGUAUAACAAAGUAUCAAAAUGACAAAGAGGUCAUGGACGUUUUCAAUAAGAUAUCAGAACUAUUCCCCGGAGUCCCCGGAGCACCAUGAUAGUUGUAGCUAUUUUAGUUACUGAAGAGUAUAUGAUAAGAUGUGAAACCAAAUAUGGAAGAUUGAGCACGCUUCCCGUCCCGUUGUAAGAUAAGUCGAAGAACGAUACUUUUACGCCUUCCCUGAAAUGAAGUUAGUCAGGAACGGUCUCACCUGGUUCAAUUAUAUGAAAUAUAUUGGAAUUUUUGUUUGGGUGAGCUAAUUCUUUUUUCCUUUUUAAACUAAGUUUUUGGUGUAUUACCCUAAUAGUGGCAUUGCAUUUAAUUUAAUAAACUUGAUAGGGACAUCUGUUUCAUGUAGUAGUUAGAUUGUAAGAGUCUUCUACAGGUUCCUUCUGAAAGCUGCUUGAUAUAAUAUUAAAGUAGUCAAUGUAAUUUAAUAAGUAAUUUUGGCACGUUCUUA
Momordica charantia (bitter melon) is the source of this 1883-nucleotide messenger RNA. RefSeq names its product hydroxyproline-rich glycoprotein family protein (gene TIC40). Gene Ontology annotation, cellular component: chloroplast thylakoid membrane; chloroplast inner membrane. NCBI's taxonomy places the organism in Eukaryota, Viridiplantae, Streptophyta, Magnoliopsida, Cucurbitales, Cucurbitaceae. The record is from RefSeq and is a predicted model, not a curated record. Gene Ontology annotation, biological process: protein import into chloroplast stroma; chloroplast organization.